Epinephelus lanceolatus (giant grouper) is the source of this 5630-nucleotide messenger RNA. RefSeq names its product ring finger protein 17 (gene rnf17). NCBI's taxonomy places the organism in Eukaryota, Metazoa, Chordata, Actinopteri, Perciformes, Serranidae. The record is from RefSeq and is a predicted model, not a curated record.
ACGUGACACAGACACGACCGCAGCCUCUCUGUCUGAGACCCAAAAGCAGUUUUAUGUAGACACUAAUGAUGGAUAGUGGCGACAAGCAAAGUGCUGUUAUUUGCAAGUUGUGCGGAGAGGCAUUCACCCUGCCUGAGGAUGACGUCGAUGGUAACCUCCCUCGUGUGCUUUUAUGUGCCCACAUCUACUGCACGUCCUGCCUGCUGUCCAUUCAAUCUGAUGGUGUCAUUAAAUGUCCAGAGUGUGAGGUUGAGUCGACCCUUCCUGAAGGCGGGGUGUAUGGCCUGCAGGAUGAUAGCAGAAUCAUUGGCCUCAUCUACACUUCGAAAAUGAACAAGAUGAAAAGGUGUGAAAGACCAAGGAAUUACAAAAGGUUCAAUCGUUCACCAACCACAGGCACGAACGAGGAGUGGGAGCAGUCAGCUAAUAUCGAGAAGAUUGAGAGGGCGGUGGAUGAGGCGUUGGCCCGGGCUGCAGAAAAUCUUGCCCUUCUGGAACACAUCCAUGAGACGCUGGCGAAUGGUCUGGCCAAGCAGGUGAGGCGAGAGAGAGCUCGGCUGGAGAUGGAGAUCAUGCAAGCUGCAGACAAUGCUUUACAUGCUAUUCAAAAGUGGAAGGAUAUGCAGAUGAGUCAAUUGACCAAACUGGAGGCACGGUUCUCCACCAGCCACAUUGAGCUGUGCCGUGUCCAGGAGAGGAUGAAGGCCCUGGAGACAGCCAUGCAAAUGGCCAGGGAAGUACGCCGUGUCCCCUUCCUGGAGCAGUACUGCACCCUGGAUAAGGUUCUGGAGACGUUGCAGGCUCCUGUGGAUAACCAGUCCUUUGAUAUGAAGUGCAUCACCAUGGGCUCUGGAAUUAGCUGUGUUUUCCUGCCAGAAAGCCUGAGCACAGGUCUGGCCUUGUCUUUGAAGAUGGAAGCCGGCGACCCAAAGCACUUGUCUGAGUCUCAACCUAAAGGCUGCCAGCCAGUCAGCUACACCAGAAAGGCUCCCUGGCAAAGUGCAGAGGGCAGGAACAGAAACUUUACCUCAUCCAGUCCAAAAAAGCUGCCCAGCCCCAAAAAAACGGACCAGGAGAGUCCGAGAGCUAACAGGCCAUCGUCACGAAGCUUCUCUCCGAGCCCCAGACUUCGUCGCAGGUUCAGCCGUCCCCACCAAAGCCCGCCCUCAGAUCCUGGAACUCCAGACGUAAUUGUUGAGGAGCUUUACGACGAGGGACGAGAGAAUGCUCCACCACCCACCGGCCCUGAGCUGGCCAAUGACAAGUGGAGAGUCCACAAGAGAAAGAAAAGUCAGCCGUCUGGCAGUAGCAGAAUCGGGAGAGAGAGUCAACUGUGUAAUCAACAGAAGAACAAAGUCACCAAGUGGGUGGUGGUAUCCCACAUUGUGAAUCCAAGUCACUUCUACGUGCGCUACUUGAAUGAGGAAAAGGAAAGUGAGAGCCUGUCUGAGAUGAUCAACAACUUCUGCAGUGGAGAUAAUUGUUGCUUCACUUCCAGUGACACAGUGGAGACCGACUCCACGAUCUUUGUUCAGAGAGAGGAGGGACUCUGGGAUCGAGCCACUGUGGAUGAAGUCAUACAGAGUGGAUGUGUGGAGUCUGUGAAGGCCUGCCCUGUCAUACAGCUGGCCAGUAUCCAAGUCUUCCUCAUUGACCAUGGCAUCACCAAAAAACUCACCAUACAGAGUGAGGAAGGAACAACAAAGUCUUCACUGAAGGCAGUGAACAACCACCUGAGGAAGGUGGGUGCGGCGGAGAAGGUGGAGCUGAGUCGCUUUGCUCCUCUGGCUAUCAGAUGUUCACUCAAGGACCUGGUCCCCUAUAAUCUAGCAACAGGCUGGAGUACAAAGGCACAGGUUGAAUUCCAGAGUGUGGUUGGCUCUGCAUCUGUGGAGUUGCGGAUUUUGGGCCAGGACAGAGACUCCCUAUUGGUGGACCUGAGGAAAGCUCCCGUGGACCAACUCAGUGAUGUGCCCAUCUCUGUCAGAGAGUACCUUGUUUUCAUUGAAGUGGCCAGGUUUUACUCUCCAGUGAAGUGGGGCAGGAGGCCCCUGCAGUACUACCCCCCAGAGUAUCCCAGGAUCAAGAAAGAGCUCAUUGCUGUGGUGUCGCACAUCAACGACCCGGCUGACUUCUACAUCAAGCUGGUUGAUAACAUGGAGGCCUUGUUGCUCUCAGCCAAGCUCCAGGAUUGUUACAAUGGGAAUAAUGAAGAUGGCCUCAAAAUCUACUGCCCUGUGUUAGAACAGGCCUGUGUCGCCCGUUUCGAGGACAAGUGGUACAGAGCUCAGGUCAUAGGUCAUCCAGGGGGCAGAAAAGUGGAGGUGCGGUAUGUCGACUUCGGCAAUAGUAAAAGCUUGUCAGUCGGAGACUUGAGGAAGAUUAAGGAUGAGUUCUUUGCCCUUCCCGCCAUGGCAAUCCAUUGCUGUUUGUCAGAUGUGACUCCCGUGAAUGGAAAGACCUGGAGUGAUGCCUGCACCGACAGAUUCAUCAGCCUGGCUGACCAGAAACUGGUCACUGUUGUGGCUACAGAAAGAGUCCCCAGGAGCGAACCUCUGCCAGUCAAGCUGUUCGAGAGCGGCCUGAACGGGCCACAAGCCAACAUAGCUGAGCUGCUGGUGAAAGAGGAACUGGCUUCCUUCAAAAAGGGACUUAAGUCCAAGGACACCAGGCCCUCUGCCAACGAUUCUGCGAUAUGGGACCCUCCAAUUGAGCUUGUUUUGGCCACAGAAAAUGUUGAUAACCCGGACCAAAAAACCCUCACGGAGCAGACUGAGGAGCAGCUGGAGUUUGAGCCUCAGCUGAAGUUACCUGAUCAACUCAAAGAUCUGAAAGUCAGAGUCAGCCACGUCAACUCGCCAAGCAGCUUCUACAUCCAGCUCACGCAGUACGACUCUCAGCUCAAAAGGAUAUGUGAGCUGGUGAAGAAGGAGUGUGCAUUCAUGGAGCGCCAGGAUGUGGUGUGGAAGGCGGACAUGUACUGUGCUGCUCUCAUUAAUGGGGUUUGGGAGAGAGGACAGAUCUGCUGUGAUGUCACAUCGAACAACAUUGCAGAGGUGAUGCGCUGUGACCAUGGCAACACGGUGAAGCUCGAAGUCAGCAACCUGCGGCCUUUGCCGUCCUCCUUGAGGGGCUCUCUGGCACUGGAGUGCACUCUGACCAACAUCAGGCCAGCAGGAGGCCGAUCCACCUGGACUGCGACAGCGUGUGAAUCGUUCUCCUACUACCUGACCGGAGCUUCAGCUGUUGUGACCAUCAAGGAGCUGACAGAUGAGCGUCCAGUGCCCGUCUUUCUGUUCUGCUCUAACAGGAUGGGACAGUUUGACAAUAUUGCAGACUUUCUGACCAGAGAGGGCCUCGCCCUCAAGGAAAGGAAGCAAAGAGAUGCCGCCAUUGAAAAACCCAAAGAAACUGAAGCAGAGUCUCUAGUGAGCGAAGCACCAACUGAUGGUGAUACAAAAAACACUCAACCACCAACUCCUCCUCUCCUGCCUCUCCCCUCCCCAUCUCUCUUCACCCUGCCCAGUCCUCCAAAACCAGCCCCCCGCACUGUGAUGUCUGCUGAGAAGGUUAAUACUCCGCCUUACUGCCCUCCAGAGCUGCCGUGCCCUGGUCACAUCCAGAUAUGUGUUUCUGCCAUCGGAGAGGACGGUCUCAUUUACACCAGAACACAGAACGCAGAGUGUCAGCUGGAGCAGCUGAGGGAGAGGAUUCAUCAGAGCAUAAAGACUUUGCCCAGACCGAGGCCCUACACCUGGAAGUCAGUCUUUGGCUGCGCCGUCAUCGGACCUGAUAUGUUGUGGUAUCGAGGACAGCUGCUGGAGGUGCUGGGAGGACACGUUAAGGUCCAAUAUGUGGACUACGGCCUGGUGGAGAACAUCCCAGUGGUCCAUGUGUACCCCAUGCUGCUGUGUGACGAUGUUCCUCAGCUCUGUAUGCCCUGCCAGCUGCACGGCAUCAACCCGAUUGGUGGGAGGUGGCAGCGGGAUGCGUUGGCCUUGCUGAGGGAGUUAUUGAUGAACCGCUGUGUGGACAUGCAAGUCAUGGAGCUGCCGACUGACCCGAGGGGACCCCUUAAAGUUGAGCUCUUUCUGGACGAGAUGAGCCUCAGCAGGAUUAUGUGUCACCACGAUCACGGCUCCAUGGACCCGACUGUCUUGGCACAGAAGGGACACUCUGUGAUGUCUCCCGCCCUCCUCCUGGACGACUGGGACAUGGACAUUGAGGAUCUGAAGAGUCCAGAGGAGCCGAUACUGGGGCCCUUUGUCUACCCAGAGCUGCCACAGGAGAGAGAGAAGUUUCCAGUCAGGGUGAAACACCUGCGGACCCCCAACGAGCUCUUCCUGUGGCCUUUGGAGGGAACAGCUGAUGUGGAGGUGGACGGAGAGACUCUGCAUGAGGCUCUGAGCAGAAUCAAUGAAGACAUCAACGGUCUGCCACGACUCACAAACUUUCGUCACGGCAACCCGUGUCUGGCAGAGUACAGUGACGGGCUUUACUACCGGGCCAAGGUGAUAAAGUUUACCAGCACGGAGCCUGUGAUGAUCAUGGUGCAACAUAUCGACUUUGGCUCUGACGACACUCUGCCCACCAGCAAGCUGCGUCAGAUGCCAGCUGAGCUGUUGCAGUUUCCAUCGCGGGCCCUCAAGGUGAAAGUCGCCGGCUUUAAGGCUCCAAGUGUCAACAGGCAGGAAAGCGUGCUGCCCUACAGCCCCAGCUGGAGCGUGAAGGCUGUAGUGGACAUGAUCGACCUGUUACACAGCAACAUCACGGCCUCUGUUGUGGCUCAGGAACCGGAGCUCACGGUGCUGCUGUACAACGAGAACGAUGAGCUGGUCCAUCUGCCUCUGGUGAUCAGUGGACUGGCUGAGCUCGAGUGAAGCAGAGUGGAGACAGACUCCCAACCCACAUGCAAGUCUUCAGCUUUAUUUCAAGCCUUAUUUUUAACCAUUGAGCUCUUGAUCAGAAAAUGUCAAUGACUGUUUGUGUUAUUGUUUGAUAGCACAGUAAAUAUCAGUUCAACAAUGUCAGGUUGUGUUGUCAAUGUGCUAACUAGUGUCAAACCCUUCUAGCUGAUCCUAAGGUUUCCUUUUUUAAUGAGGAAUACAGUCUACUGCCACCUGCUGGUGUGGAGAGUUAUGUCCUCUCACACAGGCACAGAAAGUACGUGCUAGUUUGCGGUCGGCUGUAGUCUUUGUGGUGUGUUCAUGUGCAACCUUUUGGCCAAGAAACAGGCAAUAUGAGGCAGUGUAACAGUCGGCCUUCAUCGCUGCUAGUUCUUUGAUGUAGAUUUGGUCUGUUUGGGCCUUUUGACAUUGCAUACUUUACGUCCUUUGAUUUUUUUGAAUACAUUUCCUGUCUCAUCUUUCUCCAGGUCUACUGGUGGACGUCAUGUUUUGUUAACAUCUUGAUUUGACUUUGUCGUGCUGUUCUUAGUUUUUACAUGUUCUGGAGAAAUUGCAGUGGUUUUUGCUUUCACAGUGACACUGUAGAGCAGGGAUUUAUUUUCAGUUUGGCUGUUGUGUAAGUGAGCCGUGUUGACUUGGCACUUUGAUUUCUGGUUGUUUGACUCGUGUGAGACGGGUUUGUCUGUAUGAAGGUGCAGAUUAAAGUCUUUCAGUGUUGUCUAA